Bipolaris oryzae ATCC 44560 is the source of this 1818-nucleotide messenger RNA. RefSeq lists its product as uncharacterized. Gene Ontology annotation, biological process: biosynthetic process. Gene Ontology annotation, molecular function: transaminase activity; pyridoxal phosphate binding. Bases 1 to 1818 code for a protein of 605 amino acids. NCBI's taxonomy places the organism in Eukaryota, Fungi, Ascomycota, Dothideomycetes, Pleosporales, Pleosporaceae. The record is from RefSeq and is a predicted model, not a curated record. The transcript is spliced from 2 exons.
AUGGCACCAUACACUUCCGACCCAAGCUCUUUUCCAGAGCCAGUCAGUCUGGCCCACUUGCUAUCACGCAGCACAAAGGCCCGUGAAGCGUCCACUGUCAAGCAAUUCUACAAAUACUUUCAGAUCCCGGGCAUUGCUCAAUUAGCUGGAGGCCUUCCCGAUGACCACUACUUUCCAUAUGACACACUCGAGGCCAAGGUCGCCCGCCCUGACCGAUGGCAGCCUACUCCAAACAAGCCCCUCGACCCUCCGCCUGAGGACCCUCCGUCCGUGCAGCAAAACAGAUUCUGGGCCUUUUCGCGUAAGAAGGCCAAGCAGCUACCUGCCUCGCGUCUGGUUGUACCAAAGGACUCCAACGUGCAGGACCCUCUGCGCAUGAUCGACCUCAAGUCGGCACUGCAAUACGGCCAGGCCCAGGGAUAUCCUCCCCUGUACUAUUUCAUUCGCCAGUUUACUCGCGAAAACCUGCACCCCUUUGUUCCAUACAAGGACGGGCCCGAGAUCCUCUUGACCUGUGGUUCUACCGAUGGCUUCUCAAAGACAUUGACCGCCCUCAGCAACGAGUGGUCAGCAGAGCAUGACCCCGUCGAAGAGCGACCCGGUAUGCUGUGCGAAACCUACUGCUACAUGAACGCUAUCCAGACCGCCAAGCCACGGGGCUUCAACAUUGCACCUGUUGCCAUUGACAACGAGGGAAUGAUGGUGUCCGGCCCAGGCGGUCUACAAGAUGUCCUGGAAAACUGGGACUUUUCAAAGGGUCGUCGACCACACAUCAUGUACACCGUCACCAUCGGCCAGAACCCCACAUCUGGCACCCUCUCCGUCCAGCGACGCAUCGAAAUCUAUGCCCUCUGCGUAAAGUACGACAUCGUCAUCGUUGAAGACGAUCCAUAUUGGUACCUGCAAUACCCCUCUUCAUUGCCCAGUGGAACCGCCCCCGUCGAGCCCCAAAAGUCGUCAGGUUUUGAGUUUUUGGAUAGCCUGAUCCCCUCAUAUCUCAGCGUCGACUACCAGGGCCGCGUGGUACGCCUCGACACCUUUUCCAAGACUGUCGCUCCAGGGUGCCGUCUUGGCUGGAUCACCGCACAGCCCGCCCUUAUCGAGCGUCUCGUGCGUAUCACCGAGACCUCAACCCAGCAACCGUCUGGUUUCGUGCAAUCCAUGGUUGCAGAAUUACUCAUGGGCCCGCAAUCGUCCAGAGACCCUGGAAAGGGAGGCGCAUCAGACGGAAGCGGCUGGAAAGUCGAAGGCUGGGUGCGCUGGCUCGAGGGUCUUCGCGGCAACUACGAGCGACGCAUGCAGAAAAUGUGUGACUCGCUCGACUCUGGCAAGGAGCUUGUCAAGGCCGGGCGCCGCAAGAGUCUUGCUGAUGUCACUGACCAAGAGGACGACUGGACGGUUGUUGAGAAGAAGCCACUGUACACAUUUGUCCGCCCACUAGGCGGCAUGUUCGUAUGGGUCCGCUUCGACUUUUCAUCGCACCCUCUUGCCAGAGAAGUCCCGCGCUCCCGCCUCUCCAGGGCUCUCUGGAUCUUUUGGACAACCAAGCCCUACCUCUGCCUUGUGGCUCCUGGCAGCAUGUUUGCUGCAACCGAGCAGAUUCGCCAAAAGGAUAGCUUCAACUGCUUCAGGCUGUGCUUUGCUGCCUGUCCUGCUGAAGAUGUGGAGAACAUCAGCACAAAAUUUGUCGAUGGCGCACAAGACUUUUGGAGAAUCAAGACCAAAGCCAAGAUUGACAAGUUGCUUGAAGACGAGGAGGCGAUAAUGGCGGGAGUAGACAAUGCCAACGGCAUGUCCGUCUUGACCGGCAUGUGCUGA